UCGCAAAUAAUAGUAUAGAUAACGCACAACACAACGGAUAAAUCGUGCGAGUAUAUACUACUCAUGGGCCUUUAAUUAAUGUAUCAACAUCUACAAUCGGGUCCCGUGUUAGCAAAAAUUAAACGAUCUAAAAUUAGCGACUGAGUGAAAUAUUUAUAUACUGUUUUGAAACUGGACAAUCAUAAUAAAGCCCAAACUAAGAAGCCCAGCCCAGCCCAGUUAACACAGUUUAUUAGUAGACAGAUGUUCUGUAAGAGACGGCGGUGGAAAGGAAGGAAGCGAUGGUGUUCUUUAUGUCGUAUCCGCCGACACGGCGGCAGAUGAUGGUGUCUGUUGGAUUUUUCGCGGCGGGCGUUUCUCUCUUCGCAGCCGGAGCGUAUCUCUCACUCGAAAAUAUAGGACCGCAACAAGCUCGCGUCAAGGCUCGGAACCAAUUCGUUAAAGAUCGGAUCAGGAAAUGGCUCGACGAUUAGAGAUCACAAAAUCCAUUUGGUGCUGAUUCUCGCUGUAAUUUUAGAUUUUGAAGUGAAGGGUUCUUUAAGGGUUUAGGGCUUGAGCGAUCUGAAUCUCCAGUUUAAUGUUAAAUAUCGAAAAGCUCGACACGUUAAAGUUUCAAGCUUUUUUGCUUACAUAUGAAGAAUCCAUCUUGAGAAAACGAGGGAACAUAGAGAAUUGUAUGUAGAUCAUUAGUACAUGUUAAAGUCUUUAGAUUCUACCAAUCUGGAAGUUAGUCUCAGACACGAGAUGAGAUGGUCUUUUGAAGAAGCCUUGUUUGGUUUUAUAACU
Messenger RNA from Brassica rapa (field mustard), 786 nucleotides. RefSeq lists its product as uncharacterized. The record is from RefSeq and is a predicted model, not a curated record. NCBI's taxonomy places the organism in Eukaryota, Viridiplantae, Streptophyta, Magnoliopsida, Brassicales, Brassicaceae.